Messenger RNA from Mangifera indica (mango), 2168 nucleotides. Its product is annotated as nudix hydrolase 8-like. Gene Ontology annotation, molecular function: NADH pyrophosphatase activity; NAD binding; ADP-ribose diphosphatase activity. The transcript is spliced from 9 exons. Lineage: Eukaryota; Viridiplantae; Streptophyta; Magnoliopsida; Sapindales; Anacardiaceae. The coding region runs from base 662 to 1783 and encodes 373 amino acids. The record is from RefSeq and is a predicted model, not a curated record.
UGAAGAACAAGUCCUCUGAAACACUCUACCCACUUUGAGGCCUCCAACUCCAACUACAGUCUUCUACAGAGACAUUCACUUACAUCACUCUCUGUCUUGUCGUCCUGUUUGUUAAAUUUAAUUACAUUAUUAUUAUUAUUAUUAUUUUUACUUUUGUUUUCUGGAACCCACUAAACAUUUUAGUUGCCACCCUUGUUUGAUUCCCUUAGCUGAGAGUGAAAUGGAGAUUUUCCUUAUAUUCAUAAUUAUUCCUUCAUUGUUUGUCAUAACUCGUGCGACGUCUAUUUCAUCCCACAUAUCAGCGAACAUACCCCGUUUCAUUAAUCUCGUUUUAUUGGAAAAGAAGACAAGCUUAAUUAUGGUGUAAAUGAGUUGUCUGUUAAUAGAUGCGUUCGUCUUGCAGAAUUAUUGAAAAGUCUUUUACGUUGUCGUUAAAACUCUAGUUUGUUCCGAAAUGCGAAUGACGAUGAAUCCCAAGCUUUUUCUUGUAUGAAGUUACGUGUUAUGGAAUCAAAAUCACGUUUUUUUUCCCUCUUUUUUGGAUGAGUCUUGUGUUAACUUAUCUGGGAUUUUGUCAAAAUAAAUUAAGACGUUGAUCUCAGUACUUGAUUGUGAAGUUGUGGUGAUUGAUUUGGUUUGUUUUAAGGUGGUUGAGAUUUUCAUGUUGUCACUGAUGGAGUUGAAACUAUUCGAUCCCAAGUCUGUAUCUGGGAUAGCUCACAGUAGAAGACCUUACUCGAGCGCCUUUUCCAGUUUCAGAUAUGGAGUUGAUGUUAGGUUUUCUCCCAGAUUGUGCUCUUGCAGAGGGGCUUUCCCAAGGGUUUUUGUUUCGAGUAUUUCAGAGAAUGCAUACUUGACAAGGAAAGCUAUUGCUUCAGGUGACCCAGAAAAACUCGUAGGAGAAGACUAUGUUUAUCGGAUUAAUGGAAAAUAUGGCGCCAGUUCAAUUCUGUUUUCUGGAGACACAAGAGUACUCGAAGCUUCUUACGAUGAAUACGAAGGAGUUGUUGUUGAUCCAGAGGGGUUACCUGCUACUCCUGAUGCCUUUUCUUCUAUCCUUCGUUUUUCUCUUACCCACUGGAGGAGGAGGAAGAAGGGAGUUUGGCUCAAAUUGCCGCUGGAACGAGCAGAACUUGUUCCAGUUGCUGUAAAGGAAGGGUUUCAAUACCACCAUGCGGAGCCAGGAUAUGUGAUGUUAACCUACUGGAUUCCUGAGGGGCCUUGCAUGCUUCCUGCUAAUGCUACUCAUCAUGUUGGGGUUGGAGGAUUCGUCAUCAACCAGAACAAUGAGGUUCUUGUAGUGCAAGAAAAAUACUGCAAUCCAGCAUUCGCUGAUCUUUGGAAAUUACCAACUGGUUUCAUUCAUGAGUCUGAGGAGAUUUACCAGGGAGCUGUAAGAGAAGUCAAAGAAGAAACUGGUGUAAGAAACUUGAUUGAUACUGAGUUUGUUGAAGUGGUAGCAUUCAGGCAUGCCCAUCAUUUGGCUUUUGAGAAGUCAGAUUUGUUCUUUGUUUGCAUGCUAACUCCCCUAUCAGCUGACAUCCAGGUUGAUGAUUUUGAAAUUCAGGCAGCCAAGUGGAUGCCCUUAAUGGAGUUUGUGGAGCAGCCGCUCAUCCAAGGUGACAGCAUGUUCAAGAAAAUAACUGAUAUAUGCGUAGCCAGGCUGAAGAAGCGAUAUUGCGGAUUAUUUCCUCAUCAACUGGUUUCUGCAUUUGACAGGCAGACAUCGUCCCUCUAUUAUAAUGACUUUGAUGCACAAGACUCGACCUGUGCAAGCAACUGAAGCCACUGAAGCUGGGAAUUUCUGCAUUUCUUAUUUUUUGGUCGAGUUCAAUCAUCAAAGAAUGCACAAUGCAUUUCAAAUAGUUUUUUUUUUUUUUUUUUGUAAAUAUGUACUCUUAUGCAGAAUAUGGAUAUUGUAUUUGUGUGACCUUUGCAGAGUUCUUUCUUUUGCUACCCAUAAACAUCUCCUCUCUUGAAGUGAAUGCACUAGGCACAAGAGCUGGACUCUAAUGGUUAGAUCUAGUAUGGUUGGGUUGUUUGGUAUUCACUACAACAACAUUCAUGAACUUCCUUGUCCUAUGAUGGUAGUUUGCUGUGACUUAACGAUUAACUUGUAUGUUGAUAUUCCAUUUUGGGAUAUAUUACAUGGGGAUUAUUUGGAUGAA